Malurus melanocephalus (red-backed fairy wren) is the source of this 6995-nucleotide messenger RNA. It is a transcript of the gene FAM117B, whose product is annotated as family with sequence similarity 117 member B. Lineage: Eukaryota; Metazoa; Chordata; Aves; Passeriformes; Maluridae. The record is from RefSeq and is a predicted model, not a curated record. The annotation marks the transcript as partial. The transcript has 8 exons.
ACGGCCCCGCCGGGGGCAGCGGGGAGCGGCUGCACCGCCGCCUCCUCCCGGGGCAGCCCCACGCGUGGCCAUGGCGGGGCUCGGGGCAGCCCCCCGCGGCACCACCACCUGCCGCCGCCGCCGCCGCCGCCGGGCUGCGGGCCCUCGCCCUGCUCCUCGCCGGUGUCUCCGCUGCCRGAGGGCAGGGUCCGGCACCACCACCGGCGGCAGUCGCCGGAGCCGAGCAAGGGCUCCCCGGAGAGGAAGAGUCCCAGCUCCCCCGUGUGUAAAGACAAAUCAAGACCACCUUCAUCAAGCCCUUCCAGUAUUGUUCGCCGGACGUCUUCACUGGAUACGCUUGCUGCUCCAUAUCUUGCUGGACAGUGGCCUCGUGAUAAUCAUGGACAAGCUGCUCCAUGUAUGAGAGACAAAGCCACACAGACAGAAAGUGCCUGGGCUGAAGAAUAUUUAGAAAAGAAGAGAAGCUCACACAAACGUUCAUCAUCCUGGGGCAGCAAUGAACAACUCAAGGAGAUUGCAAAAUUGCGUCAACAGCUGCAGAGAAGCAAACACAGCAGCAGACAUCACCGUGACAAGGAAAGACAGUCUCCUUUCCAUGGGAACCAUGCAGCCAUUAACCAUAGUCAGGCUCCCAUCCCAAAGAGUGCUCUCGUUCCUGUGAUACCUAUUACCAAAUCAACAGGAUCACGAUUCCGAAACAGUGUAGAAGGAUUGAAUCAGGAGAUUGAAAUAAUAAUUAAGGAGACMGGAGACAAAGAGGAACAACUUGUUCCUCAAGAUAUUCCAGACGGGCACCGGGCCCCACCUCCCUUGGUGCAGCGCAGCAGCAGCACUCGCAGCAUUGACACCCAAACCCCUGGUGGAGCAGACAAGGGCAGUAACAACAGCAGCCGCUCCCAGUCCGUGUCUCCAACCUCCUUUCUGACCAUCUGUAAUGAAGGCAGUGAAGAAAGUCCAUGUUCUGCAGAUGAUCCKCUUGGUGAUUCCAGAGAUAAAGAAAAUGGGAAUAAUUCUCCCUUGCCAAAAUACGCUACCUCACCAAAACCCAACAACAGCUACAUGUUCAAGCGUGAACCUCCUGAGGGCUGUGAAAAGGUGAAAGUCUUUGAGGAAAACUUGCCAAAGCCAUUGCACGAAAUUCCAGCCUUCUAUUGCCCUGACAAGAACAAAGUGAAUUUCAUUCCAAAAAGUGGCUCUGCUUUCUGUCUUGUCAGCAUCCUCAAGCCACUUCUUCCCACACAGGAUCUCACACUUAAGGGCACUACACACAGCCUGACUGUCUCCUCCAGCAUGACGCCUGGUUUGUUACAGCCCAUUUCUAUGGCCUCCUUGACUACAAACACAGAUCAAGACAGGAUCUCUCGAGGAACAAGUACAGUAAUACCACAAACCUCUCUGCUCCAGCAGUCGGGAUGUAUUGAGGAAGCUGAAGAAUAAUUUAGAUUGUCUUGACAUUCUUCUGGGCAACUACUGGGAAAAAAGGGGAACCAGUUGACUGGACCUUUCUGAUCACACACACGCAUUGUUUUAACAAUUUAUGGCACUGCCGUCAUGGAACUGUUUGUAUAAUUGACAGUUUGGUAGCACAUUGAGAAGUUCAGGAGGAUGCAGCAGCUGAUGUGCUGUUGCACUUUUUGUUUUUGAAGACUGGUUCUGUUUCUCUCCUGCUUUUUUUAAACACUGGUGACAACAAAGACUGUCAUAAUCCUUUGCCAUUUAAAGGACCAGUUGUGAUGGUGUGUGUCCUUUGACUUUUCUUCCCCAUUGAAACAAGUCUCAAGACCAACCAGCUGAUGCCAUUUACCAUUGUAAUCUGCAGAGGGAGGGGCAAUCUGAUGGUUUUGCAAGAUGUCUUUUGUAUGAAAAUGUGUAUUUUGUAAGAAAAUUUUGCCUUUUCUGGUUUGUAGCAGAUGGUGUUUCCUGGUGAUGAUCCCUCUACCCUUUUUUUUUUUUUUUUUUUUUUUUUUUUUUUUUUUUUUUUUUUUUUUUUUUUUUUGCUUUGGUAGGGAAGGUUCUUUUAUACUUGGCUGGCUUUCAGCUGAUGGGACCAAAGGAUUGCUGAACUAUUAUGGCAAUCUCAAAUUAUGUGACCUUGCUGAACAGCCUCAGACCUAAACAAAACAAGACAAAUUAAUGUUUGAAAUUUUUAAAACAGAAGAGUAUGCAAAAACAGUGUUAGUACAUAGUGUACAUUCUUUUGAUAUCAAAAAUUUGUGCUUCUGGUAAGUCACAUUCUUAAAACUCUUUCCUUCACAGAAUUCUUACUAGUGUUGCUUUAUUGGCUGGAAUAUUUCAUUUUGAAGCACUUGUCCCAGUAUUUGUCCAUAGAAUUUUUGUGCAUAUGUACAGAAAAAACAUAUUAUCCUCUUACUCKGUAUUCUUUCUUCCAGAAAAUACUUGUCUCAUAAGUAGCUGAGCAAGCCUGUAAGAUUCAGCCUGAAUCAUUAAUCACUCUUGGUACAAAUUUGCUCUGAUGUGACUCAUCACUGUAUUAUAGACCCUGGCCACAUAAUACUGAAAUACCUGUGCAUGGUUUCCUCCCUUUUGUCAUAGUGGUGUUUGUGUGUCYGUUGAAGGUGAUGGUUUGUCAGGCAUGAUAUCUGUUACACAGAAGUUUACAGCAGCAGAUACAUUCUCCCUUUUGGACUAGCAGCUUAGGCUGGCAUGUAAAACAGAGGAUUUUGAUAUUUUUUGGAUACUUGCUCUGUGUUAAUAAUGUGAUGGUUAAUGGUUGCUUUGAAAUUACAAUAAAAGGCAAAAAUUUGGGAGGGAAAGGCAACUGCAAGCAGAAACUGUUCAGGAACUUCCUUGAGGUUUCYUGUGUUCCUGGAGUGCAUUACUUGGGUUUGAGUUAAUACAAUAUUAAUAUGCAGAAAACGACAGUGACCUGUAUACCAGUGUCAUAUCCACUUACAAAACAAGUUGGUCUUGUACCUCUUUAMCAGAGCUAGAUUCAGUAAUUUCAAAGUGGGCAGUCUCUGGGUCUGAAUAUUGGUCUGUUACACACGAGCAGUUCUCCCUGGCUUGCAUUAACACAGCUUACAUCURCAUGGCUUCCAUGGAUCAGUUGCAUUCUCAGGUCUUGUAAUGGCAACUGUUUAAAGGUGAUACUGCAAAURUAAGAGUCUUGUUCAGUGUUUAAUAUGCUGAAUUUGCUUGCAAACAUUUUGUUUGGGAGAAAAAAACCCCUGCAUAUGUGUGCAGAUAACAGUCAUAAUUUUGAUGCGUAUUUGCUGUUCCUUUAAAUCCUGUAUUAGUAACUAUGGUUGCAGUGUACUUUAUUCAGCAAGUAAGUAUAAAUCAUACUAGAAUUUGCAAGUUCUCUAUUUACAGUAUUUCUUAAACAUUAAGCAAAAAAAAACAGUAAAUGAAAAUUUUACCAGGAAUUAUUGAAGUAUURCACCUGUUAAAUCAAAAAAUAAGCAUAAUUUGGUUUACUAUGUAUCUUCCCAUGAAAAUGGACUGGAACAUUUUGAAGUAACAGUUUUUAGUUGCACUGACRUUGUCAGUUACCUGUAGUUGUUGAGGAACAGAGUUUUAAAACAGGCAGCUUUGUGCAUCAAACUUCUGUAAUUUUGCCAGUUGAUACUUCUUUUCUAGGCCUUUUGUAUAUUAGUUAGUUUCUUCUGAAACAGUGCAAUUUGAAGUCUAAAAUUUACUGCUUUAGAUAGGUUGGUUUAAACCUGGUGUGACUGAAUCCAGAUCAUAUUCAGGUGAAGGAAAUGCUUUUAAGUCUGUUUCCUAUUUCUGGAACAGUAGCAUGUAAAGAACUUUUUCAUCUUUGCCAAACUGCCUAGUGCUUUAUUAGGAGAUCUUAACUGAAUGGUUAAGAACCGAAGGGCUAAAGUUAACAAAUAGCCUUUUUACAGCCUUGACAUUUAACUGACUUCACCAAAAUGCAUUCUGAUGUUUGUUUUCAUCACAGUGUGACUCUCCCAAAUAGCAGUGGGCUUUCUUACUGUAGGACUUUCUCUUGCACCUGUUGUUGUAGUACUUUGAAAAUAUCUCUGGUAGUUUAUCUUGUAUGUUAUUGGACAAUGUACUGUACAAAUUAGUGAGCUGCUCUGAUAAAAACCAAAUGUAUAUGUGUGAAGUUCUUGCUUUUUAUACAAAAACUGCAUUCAGGACAACAUUCAGUCUUUUUUAUAUGCAGGACCACUCUACUAUUGCUGUGGCAGCUCAACUUUAUUAUGAAUCCACACUAAAGACUCAGAAUUAAGAAAAUGUGACAGCUCUUGUUCUGAGACCAGCUUUGAUGUGUGCAGACAAAAACUAGCCUUAAAUUUUUUAUGUGCUGUUUUGUGCCAUAGCAUAGCUGUUAGCUUAAGUAUUUAAAUCUGUUUGCAAAUAGCUUUGAGAGCGCAUGGAGCUUUUUAAAAAAUUAUUUUAUGUAUAGAGUGGGAUGUUCAUUUUUUUGGGGGGAGAUAACCUGUGCAUUACACAAGCACAGUUUUACUGAAAGAGUUCAAAUUCUUUUUGCUUACUUAAAAUCCUAACUAUGCAUAGACCUAGUCAGUUCCUCGAUUGCCUACUUUGUAGCUUAAGAAAAAGUAAAGGUCUAUUUUUAUGCACAACUUGACACACUUGAUAUUCUUGUUUUCUUGGUAUUUCACGCUUCUGGCCACACAAUAACACUGACAGUUGAUUUUGAGAUAUACUAAAUUAUGUUACUCCAGUUGUAAAUUCUACUYAAAUCACAAGGAAGGACUCCAUUGUAAUGGAGUCCAUGGUGAUAGCUAUGAUUAUUGGAAUUAUUUUUUCAAAAACUCAAGGCACAAGGGAAAAGGGCUCCUUUGUUCAAGUUUGAUCUGCAUCAGCUAUUCUUUCCCUGCUUGGUUCCAUAAUUCUGUAGCAUUUAAGUACUUGGAAAAGUAACAGAUAAUGCUUAAAUACAURUAUCCUGGAAAGAAAUUCUUGGUUUCAGGUACACAUCCCAAGUGAGGAAAGAAGGGAAUGAAAAUAAAAUAUUGCAUACUGUGGAAGUAAGUGAUUGCUGUAUUUGAYUUAUGUAAAGCAAUAGCAGCUCCUAUAAAGUAUGUUUAGUCUCAGGGCUAUUUUUUGAUCUGUUCUAAAAUACGAUUUCCUGGAAUUCAGAGUCUGAGACUGUUGAAAAACACUGAAGCUGAGCUUUGUGGGAAGAAGGAAACAAAGUAACCAAACMUUUCCUCUGCCUCAGGCCCAUCUUCUUGUUGCUUGUAAGAGAAUUCAGUGGUACCACAGUUAUUCCUURCUGAAGUAUUAUCUGUUCUCUCUCCCUGCCAUCUCUGAAAUGCCAACUGAUGUCUUGACAAAAACUUGAUGCAAGUGAUGUCCWUAUUUCUUUGCUAAAUGUUUCUAURGUGAGUACUUAACAGCUUCUCCAUGAAGCUGAGAGGGCAAAGGAGGAUACACAGGAAGUCACCAAAUACUUUCAGUUACAGAGAUAAUCUCUGCAGGGUGACUUCUUGGGUAUCUUGAUUUCCAUUUGACUCAUUGUGUGCAUGCACACAUGCAGUCUGCAUAGGUCUGCUGCUUUUAUCUGUAUGGUUGGAGGCAGGGCUGGGAUUUUUGAGAACUUGGKUUUUUUUUCCUAUAUACAGAUUUGCAGACCUGUUCUCUUCCAGAACAGAUGCACACUUACAUGUAUCUCCAAAGCAAAGGUUGUGUGUUGUUCUUGUGCUCACGAGAUAAAUACAACCUGCAAAAAAAGAAAUAAAAGCACCCAAACACUUGAAAACAGCAGGACUGUGCUUUGUUCAUAAAAUUCCAUAGUUUAAGUGUUUGCUGUUCAUCAGACUUGAGCCUGGUUGAUAUGUAUUAAGUCAAAAUGUUUUCUCUUGGGAAAGGCAAUAGAAGGUAWGCCCUUCAUAACCUAGGGAGGUGAAAAGCACUGGAGAACAAUUAGUUUUACUGUAAUCAAAGAGUUUUUAGAGAAUUGUUUUUCUGAAUAUGGAUUUACAGGAAAACAAAGUGACCAAUCUCUGCAAGAUGUACCUGUGUAUUUUCUUGAUGUGAAUUUGUGAUCAACUCUGAAAAUCAGUUCCACUCUUAGUGUUCUGUUCAUACAAAGAAUGACUUMGAUGCAUUGUUUGGAAACUGUUACUUUGCACAUGGAUUCAAGGUGGGAGAGAACAUAAUGUUAACUGUUGACAAGUGUUCUGUGAAAUUCCAGUCCUGUACCCCAAGUGAACCGCAGCAGUCUCUGAACAUAAAUGGAGUCCUGUUACUGCUUGCUUGGUUUCAUUGCAUGUCAAAAGUAAAUACUUAAGGUAUGGUCUUUGUUGAAUAGUUCUUCACUGGGAUUUGUAUUUGAUUAGACAGUCUUCUGUAGUGCUGACCAGUCUGUCUGAAUAGCAGAAGAGGAUUUGGCCUGAUAACACUGCAAGUUAACUCAAUUUCUUACGCAAACUUCUUUUGAAACAACUCUCUUUGGAAAAUCUACUAAGCUAAUAAAAGAAAACAACCCCCUUCUGAACACAUCAUCCAUCCUAAUUGUCAAUGUACAGAUAGUUAAGAACAUAGCUUGGCUUCAUUCUAGAUGAUUUCAUUUAUUGAAAUGUGCAAUUUUUGAGGGUAGCUGUCAAGGGAUGUUCAAAACUGCCAUUAGAUUUGCCUUUGUAUGAAAUUGGCUGAUAUGUUUUCCUCUGUUACACUGUGAUAACUUGUGGAGAUGUUCUUGCUUAUGUUGUACUGAUAGGUUAAUUGUUGCAUGUAAAGCAAUUUUUGUAAGCAAGAGGAAUUCCAGGGAUGUUCUGCAAAAAAGGGCCUAUUCUGAGGUGAUGUGCACUGUUGUCAAACUGGAGCAGCUCAACUAAUUUCAAUGGAAUUCUUGAUUUACACUAGUCUUUUUGCUAUGUGUAGUUAUGCCAGUAAAAUUUUGCACAAUGUUAUUUGAAUAUUGCGUUCUGACUUGUGAACUGUUUCUACUGAAAACAGUGAAAAUUUUACAAACUGCAAUAGCGGAAUGUUUUUGGCCUUUUUUUGUUUUUGCCUAAAAUAAAAAGUUGUCACUUGGA